Molecule: messenger RNA, 4104 nt
Organism: Seriola aureovittata
Lineage: Eukaryota; Metazoa; Chordata; Actinopteri; Carangiformes; Carangidae
Gene: caiap
Product: CARD- and ANK-containing Inflammasome Adaptor Protein
Exons: 4
Coding region: 1-2325 (774 amino acids)
Biological process (GO): regulation of apoptotic process
Molecular function (GO): protein binding
Source: RefSeq, a predicted model, not a curated record
AUGUUCAAUAUAAUCAAGGGUUUUGAUGCUCAAGCAGCAUCAAACUAUAUCAACCCGUAUGCUGUGGAUGUGAUCCGGACAAAGAGAAGGGAUCUGGUUUAUGGGAUCUCACAUACUGAGGAUCUACUGGAUCUACUGGUCACAGAGGGGGUCAUGACAGCAGCCAAGAGAUCCAUCAUUUUGACCAUCAGGACUCGCAAAGAUCAGAAUUCCAGGGUCCUUGACAUCAUGGAGGCCAGAGGUGAGAGGGCAUGUCGGAAGUUUUUCCAUCCCUGUCUUAUGUUGACAGAGCCCAACAUUUACCUGCAAAUCAAGACCUAUUUGGGGAAUGUGAACGAACAUAUUAGAGACACAAGCAGACAACUGAUUGGAUAUUUGCUGGAGAGGGAAAAGGAGGGAACGGCAGGAAUUGCCACCCAGACUCAUAAGAAGACUAGUAGUUUAUUUCCCAUUGAAAAAACUAAAAGAUUUAGCCUUGAGAUUGAAGACAGCAGCACUGUGCCUCUGGAGAAUGAGGCGCCACAAUGUAAACCAGAAAACCACAUUCACAGGGUUGCUACAGAUGGAGAGCAGGUACUGCUGGAAGAGCUGUUAGAAGAAGAAACUAAUAUUAACAUUGUCAGUUCUUCCAAUGAGACUCUUUUACAUGUAGCUGCUAAGCACGGGCAUCUAUCCAUCAUUGAGCUUUUGACCCGUAAAGGAGCCAGACUGGAGCUGCAGGAUAAUAAUGGUCACACAGCUCUUCACAGUGCAGCCAGCUGGGGUCACACAGACAUAGUCAGGGCCCUCUUAAAGGCUGGUGCCUCCAUCUACACUUUGGAUCUCCACAACAAAACUCCCAUUCACCUGGCAGCAGAAAAUGAGCACCUGGAUUCUGUGAAAGUGCUGGUGAAGGAGGAGGCCAAGCAGUCUGACAGCCACACACAGGACAUGUUUCUCCACAUGGCAGCCACAGAAGACAAUUGGAGGCUGGCUGAGUUGCUGCUGCAGACUGGGGCCGCUGUUGAUGCCAGAAACAACUUUAACAAAACAGCUCUGUUUUAUGCAGUUGCUAGGAGCAAUGAGAAAACCGCGAGUGUCCUCUUAAAGUCAGGAGCUAAAGUUGACUAUGACAUUAUAAAUGAAGCCAUUAAGCUCAACCAAGAAUCAAUUCUCCGCCUGCUGCUUGCUAAUGCCAAAGAGGUUCUGAGUGAGGAAGCACUGGGCUCUGCUCUCUUCUCAGCUGUUAGACAGAACCAUGAUAGAGUGGUAAAUGCUCUGAUAGACAGCGGAGCAAAUCUGAACCUGUGUGACAAACAGGGAUACACUCCUGUCCUGUUGUCGGCUGAGCUGGGACACACUGAAGUCCUCAGAGUGCUAGUAGCAAAACAGGCCAAACUGGUUGCUACUUUACCUGACCUCUCCUCAGCCUUGCACCUGGCUGUUCACAGUGGCAGUGUGCCCAUAGUGCAGAUAUUGCUAGAAAAGGGAUUAGACUCCAAUAUCACCGGACCUAAAGCUCUAACCCCUCUACACCUGGCUGCUCAGUGUAAUAGAUCAAACUUAGUCGGUCUGUUGGUAAAAGCUGGAGCACAGGUAAAUGCAGUUGCCCAGGACGGACUGACCCCUCUGCAUUUAGCCAGUCAGCAGGGCCAUGCAGACGCAGUGAUCCAGCUUCUUCGAGACAAGGCAGAUCCAGGAGUGAAGGACAGGCUGGGGAGGACAGCUCUGCACUGGGCAGCCUCUUCCCAGGGAGAGAGCAGUGUGGUGGAUUUGCUGCUGUCAGCCAAAGCCAACCCAAGCACCACUGACAAUGAGAAAAGAACUGCCCUCCACCUGGCUGCUAUGGAGGGGAAAUUAGACGCUGUGACUUCACUGUUGUCCCACAAGGCAAAGGGAGGGGCCAAAGACAUGGAUGGCUCCACAGCUCUACAUUACUCAGCAGCUGGUGGGCAUGCCAGCGUGGUUUCAGCUCUUCUACAGUCACUCAACAGUAAGGGGAGGGAGGAGAGGAAUGCAUGGAGGAAAACAGUGCUUCAUGUUGCAGCUGAGAAGGGCCAUGACAGUGUGGCUGUGCUGCUGCUGGAGGCGGGGGCAAAGAUCAACACAACAGAUCACAGUAAAGACACUCCUCUGCACUGUGCUGCCAGAGGUGGACACCAGGAGGUAGUAAAGACGCUUGUAAACUGGGGCCAAGCUGGGCACAUGGGACGGAAGAAAGGGGUGAAUUUGCAGGCUACAAAUAAUGUGGGGAAGACACCACUGCAGGUGGCGGAGAGUGGAGACACACCAGAACAUGAGAACAUUGCAACUUUACUCAAGAGAAAGAUGCUUCUCACCAAGUAGAGGGAGAGAAGUUAAGAGAAAAUGUCAGGAGCUGAAAAGUUAGCUUAAUGAUCGUGAUAUUACCAAUCAUAACCUGUGAAGAUAUGCUCCUUUUGCAUAAAUUACCUGACAGAUAAAAAAAAAUUAAGAUAAAAACAAAAUUCAUUUAAAACAGCAAGUAUGUAGCAAUGACACAUAAUUCCCCAUGUCUAAACUAUCCAUACUACUGAAGUGUUCUCGAACGCCAGUUCUGAAAUAGACUUCCCUGAAAGGGUACAACAAGGAAACAAGUAUUUUGUCUUUAGAUCAGUAUCGCAUUCAAAGAUUUCAAGUCAGAAAUAUGUCUUCUUAAUGUGAAUUAGCCAUCAAGCUUAGAUGAAAAGAAAGAAUCUGGUUUGUAAUGUGUGCAUAAUGUUGAAAAUGAAUUUUACUUUGGUUGCUGUGUGCCGACUUCUUUUUAGCCGGAAAAAUGUGGUUAAAGAUGCACAAAACAUUUUACUUAUCAUCUAUAUAACAAUCUGCAAAGGUGCUAGUUGUGAUGACUAUGGUCUGAUGACGGCUGGUGAUGCACGUCAGGUUUCCAAUGAAGUCUUUCUUUCGGUAUGGUUGUUGAAAAAAAAGAUCAAAAUGCUACGUGACUGACACCAAAACUACGUGAGACUCCCCCACACCACGACCAUCACAUCACUUCUGCAUUCUAUGAAUCAGUCUACGUAUAUCAGAAAAUGCAAGAUCAUAGGCCAACAUCGGCCUUAUAUAAUAUGCCCCUGAUUAGGGAGUUGGGUGGAGGUGUCAGGCCUGGGUCUGCACUCACUAGCACUACACAUAAUACUACAGUUAUUAAUUUACACUAGAGCAGCAUUCCCCACCACACAUAAUAGAAAGCCUAACCCUAACCCUAACCCUUACUCAGACUAUUUACACUACACCAACACUAUUUUAAUAUAUUAAACCCAUAUCUGUCAGCUUAUUUUCCACAUCAGAAACUAUGUCUAUGAUAAGAAACUCAGAAUUUACAUUUGAAGAGAAGAAUUCAUCUGUUGCAACUGGCCUGAUGCCUGUAGACAGUUGCACUGGUCUCCUGGGACAGUUGCAACAUGUAUAUGUUUUACAUACAAUGUACAGUAUUUAUGAAAAUCACAGUUCAUUUGUUUUGUUUGUACAUAGACAAGGCCUGUCCUAUGUGACAACGUUGCUGGGCUUUCAAAUGAUUAAAAAAAACUGGAGCUGGAAUAUUAUUUUUUUCAAAGACCUCAAAAAGUUCAAAACAAAGCAAAAUUCUGGAUAACUUCAUUUUAUCUUUUCAUAUUUCAUUUUUCAUUUCAUUUCAAGUUUUGUUUAACUAAUUUGACAAAAUAGGCCACCACAUACGCACAAGUUUCCUCACAUGGCAUGCUGUCCACGAUGCUGACAAAAAUAUGCCUAUAACUUCUCAUGACCUAGAAACAAGUCACAAAGCUAGGAUGUAACCAUGGUUAAACCACGUGACCACACUGUUCUCAUGAAGCUCAUUGGAGCAGCAGAGAGUACGUUUUUCAACCACACCAGUCCAUAGCAAUAUUUUGACUGAUCGUUUUACACAAGGAGGAAAUGAUUGCACCUUUAAAACAGCGUCAAUAUUUAUUUAUCCAUAAGGUUCAUCAGGAUGUAAUGUACCUUUUGUUGUUGUACCUGUUUUUGUAUGACUGUUGAGUAUGGAGACAGUUGCAAUAUAAUAAAAUAGACCAACAUGCAACAUGAUGCAACUGUCCCUGCUCCCACCAGCCAUGAUGAAAGUGAUUAAAGUGAUGAUUAAAAUGA